Angiostrongylus costaricensis is the source of this 1302-nucleotide messenger RNA. The record is from the annotation of a GenBank genome assembly. NCBI's taxonomy places the organism in Eukaryota, Metazoa, Nematoda, Chromadorea, Rhabditida, Metastrongylidae.
AUGGAAUCCUUGGUAGCAGAUCCUGCCAACCUCAUGCAGAUCGCCGAAGGAAAGACAAAGAUUGUCUUUCAGAUCAAAGGACACGAUGACUUUGUUCUGAUCAGAUCUAAGGACCAGAUAACGGCAUUCAACGCCGCUCGAAAAAAUGACCUCAAAGGAAAGGGUCGAUUCGCCAAUAAAACCACCGCAAACGUAUUCAAACUUCUAAACAGCAUUGGUAAACUAGCAUUUUCCUACGUACAGGCCAAUAGAAUGAAGGGUUGGAAUGGUACUGUUGCAGGGCUGGCGACGCACUUCGUUGCCGAGGCGGGCGACAACGAGUUCGUCGCGAAGAGAUGCGAGAUGAUUCCUAUUGAAUGGGUGGCGAGGAGGAUCGCGACUGGCUCAUUCCUUAGGAGAAAUCCUGGAGUUCAACAGGGCUAUCGUUUUAAGCAACUAAAGAUGGAGACGUUCUUCAAGUACUCUGACGAACAAAUCGAAUGUGCUAACUUCGAAUUUAACGGGCUUAAAAUAGGAAAAGCUGAGAUCAACCAGAUGAAAAAUAUGACGUCUGUGAUAUUCAAAGUGCUGGAAAAGUGCUGGAACAAGCAUAAUUGUGUUCUUAUCGAUAUGAAGGUUGAGUUCGGUGUCAGCACUGAUGGACAGAUACUACUUGCCGACGUCAUCGACAACGACUCAUGGAGAGUUUGGCCUCACGGUGAUCGUCGACUUCAACUAGACAAGCAGUUCUACAGGGAUAUGAAAGAAGUCACUUCGGAAGCCCUUCAAGAGCUUAUUUCCAAUUAUGAAAAGGUGAUGGAAUUAACCGCUGGGUUCUGUUCAACCACGCCGCUUUGCCGUGCCAUGAUUAUCAUGGGGUCUCCUUCCGAUCGUGAUCACUGUGAAAGAAUUUCUGCUAGUUGUAAAUUACUCGGAAUAGCUUCGAUUCUACGUAUCAGCUCCGCACACAAGGCAACUCACGAAACCCUGGAAAUUUUGAGCGAAUAUGAGAAUGAUGGGUUCCCAAUGGUCAUAAUUGCCGUCGCAGGACGUUCCAACGGCUUAGGACCAGUGCUUGCCGGUAACUCUACGUUACCAGUGAUCAACUGCCCUCCUGUCAAUGAGAAUAACAUGAUGCUUGAUAUAUGGUCUUCUGUUCGUAUGCCUUCCGGGAUCGGUUGCUCCACCGUCUUCGGCGCUGAGGAAGCGGCGCUCUGUGCCGCAAAGAUUCUGGCCUCGCACGACUAUAUGGUCUUCGGGAAAAUUCUCUGCCAGCAGUUAAACAACUUAGUAAAACUCCAGAAUGCGGACAAGGCCAUUUAA